AGCAAACGAUCGAAUUUUUUUUCACCGCUCAUUUUCGGUUUUCCCUUUGCACUAGGAUGUCCUCUAAAACUGAAAAAUGUGAUAAAUUGUGCAGACGAGGACACUUCCUGCGCCACGACUCGGUUCCGAAUGAGUUGGACAUGCGGCGCGAGCUUGGCUCGCAGCUUGCCGAUGCCAUCAUGGAAACGAUGAGUCCUGCGUGCAAAGCUUGGAUGGGAAUCGGUAAGAAAUUGGUGGGGCCGGGUCGCUUCUGCUCCAACACCGUCGAACUGAAGGCGAACAUCCACGAGUACAUUGUCCACUACGGGAGCAGUGACGAACGGAAGCGGAAGGCGGAGAGAAUAUUUUCGAAGGAGCAGUUGGAAUUAUGCAAAUUUGAAUGUCGCCAGAAGAUUGGCAUUGCUCGGGACGAGGAACGGAAGCGGAUGCAGGAGCAGCUGGAGGAGGCAACCUUGAAAUUGGAGGAGAAAUUUAACGUUAUGAAAGCAAAAUUAGAGGAAGACUUUGUGAAGGCAAGGAGAGAGAACGCAAAGUUUAUGUGUAGGAAUUUGAGAAAACAGGCUCAACAACUCAUCAAAAGCAUCACGCGAAGAUACAGAACACAAUUGGAAGAAGAAGUGUCCGCAAGAGUGAACUUGGAGGUCAAACGGCUAUCGGAACAAAUAGAAAGCGUCGUUCAAAAUGCAGUAGAGAAGCAGAAAGCCAUUGAUACGAUGGCUAUGCAAAAAAUGUGCUAUCGCUAUGAAGAGAUGUUGAAGAAUGCAGAACACCAAGCAGCCUGUCGCCAACUAACCUCGCUAACCCACGAAAUAUGCUCAUGCUGGGCAAAACAUUUCGAACCACCAAGCAAUCCCGUGUUAUCAUGCCCAAAUUGCAACGCAGUUGUGCCUUUGCCGAGUUCGGAAAGUGAUUCCGUAUCGGUGCAAGAAAGGAAAGUCCUCGUAGGAUCAAGCGAAUUAUUGGACCCCAUUGAUGUGUUCUUCGUUGAAACAUGUCCCAUGAUGCCGGAGGCUGACUCUACCUCGAGUUCGGAAACAGCAGCCAUUGUUGAAGCGGAUUCUUCGCACACUCUGGAGGCCAUCACUUUUGAUGGAAGAGUCUACGCUCAACCUCAGUACUAUCGCAAAAUUCACGAGCAGCUGUUUCCCACUCCAAUGAUUACUUGGGAAAAUUUUGAACCUGAGUCUGUGGCGGAAGAAAGGUCAAUCGAUUCCGAUUUCAUUCGCGAAAUGGUAGAAAGAAUACUGGCAGAUGACGAAGUUUUUAAAGACAAAUCUGACCUGCCUGUUGAACAAGAAGCCACCGCAACUGAAACAGUAUCUGAAGCAGCAGCUGGAUUAUCUUCGUCGAUGUCCUCAAUCUCUGACAUCUCAGACCUUUUCGAUCUCGAACAAACAGAAAAUGCGAUUGAAAUUCUUGUGAAUGGUAUAACCCUCAAAUAUAUACGAGCACCAGAAAGAGGUUCCGAUUGAUUGCCCGCGGCCGAGAAUUUCUGGAAGUAGCAAAUGAUCAAUUUGGUUUUUUCUCAAUUUUCAAGAUCUUUGACGGCCCUCGAGA
Messenger RNA from Toxorhynchites rutilus septentrionalis, 1557 nucleotides. RefSeq lists its product as uncharacterized. The record is from RefSeq and is a predicted model, not a curated record. Lineage: Eukaryota; Metazoa; Arthropoda; Insecta; Diptera; Culicidae. The transcript is spliced from 4 exons. Bases 57 to 1472 code for a protein of 471 amino acids.